AUGGGUGGUGCAUGGGAACGACUAGUCGGUUUAACCAAGAAAGCGUUUAAUAAAUCAAUAGGGCGCAAACGCUUGAGUUUUGCAGACAUGUGCACCGUGAUCACUCGAAUUGAGGCGAUUCUAAACACAAGACCUCUCACGAAACUGAACUCCAGUGAUAUUGCAGAGAUACCAUUGAGGCCCAUUGAUUUUUUGAAGGGAAAUUUCAACUACUCGCUUCCGAACGACAAAGUUGCAAACGUAUCGGGCGAUCCUGACUACGAUCCUAAUCUCAUCCAAACAGAAAAACAGGCACUUGAAGCAUUUCAAACAUCAGAAAUGAUAGCCAAUAAAUUCUGGGAGAAAUGGAAUGUUGAAUAUCUGACCUCAUUAAGAGAAACACAAAAAAUCAACCUCAAACAACCCAGACACCUACCAAGAUCACUCCCAGAAAUAGGUGAAAUUGUUUUGAUUGAAGAAGAACUAAUACCGAGAGGGUGCUGGUCAUAUGGUAGAAUCACGGAAAUUAUAUAUAGCGCCGAUGGUUCGGUUAGAUCCGCCAAAGUACUUUUACCGAACCGAAAAAUAAUUCACCGUCCUCUGAACAAAAUUUUCCCCCUGGAAAUCCGAAGUGCCCCAGAGGACACAACAAUAAACACCCAAAAAGAUCAACAUCAACCUAACCAAGAAAGGAGAAAACUUCCAGCUCGUGCCUCAAAAACAGAAGCGUAUGAAAUAAUCAGAGACUACGAACUAGGACUGGAAGGUGCUCAGUACACUAUCCCGCGAACACCUCUUGCACUAACUAUUAUUGCAAUGUUGUCAAUGAUAUCUCCAACAUUAGCUGAAUGUGUCCCCAAGAUAGCCUGCGUGAAAGGAAAGAUCAAUAUCUCACCUCCGAAAGGUUCCUUCCAGCUAUGUUUUGAUGAACAUUGCCGAACGUUCAAUGAGGUCACGAAAAACCUCACUUACACAGUACCAAUAUCCCCUCACAACGAUCAGGUAAAGGUUGCACUAAUAAUGAUAGGCAACCACAGCAUGGAGACACUUGAGACAACAUGCAACCGACCAGACUUCUGCGAUCAUCAUUACUUUCUCUCAAAAGCUCUUCUAGGCAACCCUCACUGUUGGCCUGCAGGAGCAAUCGCUACCCUAGCAGUAGUGAUUUACAUUUUUGCCGUAAUUCUGGCUAUAUUAGUCUGGUCAAUGUACAAACUCAGACACGCUAACAAAGCUGUACCAAUGGAACAACUACCUAUGAUUACUACACGACACAAUCGUAGUAAUAGCCCUAACGCGUUCGUUCCCGCACCACUUCCAUGUCUAACUGCAAUAUGUCUAAUUUUAACCACCGUUCUAACAAGUGCGAAUGCAUGUCAACGCGGAUACAUGCGGCACUCAGCGAACCUCAUUUGCAAUGAACAAAGCAAGUGCUUCUAUCAGUACAAUGAGGAACUCUUAUUUAAUCGCCUUACCUCCAAAAUUUGCAUACAAAUCAACCACUCGAACAAAACGCUUGGGUUCAUUAGGGUCACCAAAAAACCAAUAAAGUUGACCUGCUCCAAGGUUCUGGAAUUCUUCACAAGAGAGACUGAAGUACGUGUAUACCACGUUGAAAGAUGUGCACAAGCAGGGUCAUGCGUUGACAAUAAAUGUCACACAAUGCCAUCUAACGAAACUGUCCACGAACUGAGAAAGUACAAGAGGUACCCAGGUUAUUCUGGUUGUAUAUCGAUUUGUGGCGGCAUACCAUGUGGUUGCUUAUUGCCACUCCCCGCAUGUCAGUUCUACAGAGUCGUAAAUCGACCCACAUCUCGAUCAAUCUAUGAGGUGAUUAGGUGUGCAGAUUGGACCGCAUCGAUCGAACUCGAGAUCGAGGUAAUCCUAAUGGGGAAGAAUACGAAGAAGUCUUUGUCGAUGAGACCAUAUGUGACAGAAAUCGUCGAAAGAGUCGACAUCACUGUGAUAUCCCUACAAAAACCAACGAUCACAGCAAUCAAUCAGCGGUAUGCUAUCUCCGAAAAUGCAGCCUUCAUAUUACCGGACAGAUUCGUCGUGCCAGUAGAAUGCAGCGAUGAAGUCCAAGCACAAACCCAGUUCUCUACUUGCACGAAUCGUAUAAGGUGUCACUGUGAAAACGCCCACAGAUGUCAAUGUCCAGAAGAGUCCUUGAGUCACCUAAGAAACUCCUCAGCAUUACCAAUAGAAACACCCUCCUACAACCUCACAAAGGAAGACGAUAGUGUGAUGACUAUAACUGAGGAAGGAGAAUUCGUGCUCACACUAGACUCCAAAAUACUGGUGAAUGCGUCAGAAAUCGUGACAAAGAAAAAGUGCGAAAUCCAGACAAUUGAUCUCACAGGUUGCUACAACUGUGAACAUGGAGCUAGACUAGUUACUAGGUGCCGUUCACAACUGGACAUCAGAGUUACAGUUGUUUGCAAAACAUUCGAGUUCGUCAUUCAUUGUGGGCCAAUGAAUGUCAACAAGACCACUUUGUUAGCCUUUGAUCAUGCCAUUGUCCGAGAAACAUGCACAACCGACUGUUCAGAGAAUGUCGAUAUCAAAGGCGUGCUAAGCUAUCACAUUGGGCUCAACACGGCUGUCUUUGAAGCAUCUGAUCACUACGUUCUGAUCAGAUCCCAAUGGUUUUCGGACUGGAGCAUACCUGAUGUAACUCCUAUGAUCACCGCCUUAGCCAAACAUUGGAAAAUAACGGUUGCAGCAUUAGCAUCAACCGUGAUUCUCACAGCCCUAACCUACGUGGCGGGUCCAGUGGUACUACUAUACCUAGCAAAAUGUGCAGUUUACCCCUUCAAAAUGUUGCUCGCAGCUGGCCGAUUCCUUUGCUGCGCGGCAAAGGAGCCGAUCAAUCGUCAACCGAUCCCUCGAUCAGCCACGAUCAACCAAAAUUGGAUUGAGUUGGCUUACCGAUCAAACAGCUGCCACUAUAGCCAAUCCUCUGGUCCUCUCGAGUCGCCCGCUUGUGGGCUACCAGCCGAAGAAAUAACCAGAGCGGAUUUAGACCGCGCAGAAAUAGAUCAGAAAGAUCAAAAGUGCCGCAAAUAA
Messenger RNA from Necator americanus (New World hookworm), 3048 nucleotides. RefSeq lists its product as uncharacterized. NCBI's taxonomy places the organism in Eukaryota, Metazoa, Nematoda, Chromadorea, Rhabditida, Ancylostomatidae. The record is from RefSeq and is a predicted model, not a curated record. The coding region runs from base 1 to 3048 and encodes 1015 amino acids. The transcript has a single exon.